Molecule: messenger RNA, 2314 nt
Organism: Nerophis ophidion (straightnose pipefish)
Lineage: Eukaryota; Metazoa; Chordata; Actinopteri; Syngnathiformes; Syngnathidae
Gene: rassf3
Product: Ras association domain family member 3
Exons: 7
Coding region: 179-1459 (426 amino acids)
Biological process (GO): signal transduction
Cellular component (GO): cytoplasm
Source: RefSeq, a predicted model, not a curated record
GAAUUCCUCCCGCAGGGUCCGCCUGCUCUGCAGCCGUCAGUGAAAUGAGAUCCAACCCGUUCUGGUCCCCGCAGACCGCCUCAACCUGCUCCUCCACGACGACCAGGCAGGCUCCCUCGAGGCCCCCGGACGCGAUGACGCUUCCCCGACUUUACGCCGCCUUCCCCCGGCUGUGAGGAUGAAGGUGGUCCACCCCCACCGGGGUCGCAAGCGCGACGCCCCGGCUGACCUUCCGCUACCCGCCGUUCACGUCAGCCAAGCCCCGCUGGCACCAAGCGACGCCCCGGACGAAACGACACCCCCGGCGGGCGCCAGGCUGCGGCUCUCCAGAGCCUCCAAGGGAGGGAUGGUGAAGGUUCUGCGGCGGCACGUCUCCCCUCAGCCGCCCAGCCUGGAGAGCCUUGAGGCGGCUUGGAGCGAAAGAGCUCAACGGGAAGCUCUGGGGAGUCCAGAGCGGAGGAAGCGCCAGGCAGAGGCCGGGGACGGGCCGGGCCGGGAAGAGCACGCUGGGGGCCCGCAGAGGAGCCGGAAGAAGGGGUUCAGAGCCCCGGACGUGAGGACCAUCUUCAGCCCGGAGGACAGGGACCCCAGGGUGAAGGAGGAGUCUGGGGAGGGCCACAGUUUUGGGCCUGGAGGGGACGGCAACUGGUGUGAUGUGUGCUGCAAGUAUGUCUUCCACGGGGCUCUCACCUGUGCAGGAUGCAAGUACGCGUGUCACACCGCCUGUCGAGACCGAGUGUCGCUGGACUGUCACCCGGCGGCGUCCCCCGGCAGCCAGGAUCAGCUCAACAACAACCACCACGUCAGCAACAUGCCGCCACACGAUGUGGAGAAGGACAGGAAGCUGCGCACCGAGUUCAGCCGGGAGGAAAUCAAGCAGAAGAUUGAGCGGUACAACUCCACGACCAGAGACCACCUGAAAAUGACCUUGGGUUCCACUGGUGUGUACACGGGCUUCAUUAAGGUCCAAAUGGACCUGAGGAGGCCUGUGACGGUGCGGGGGGCUCAGAGGGGAUCAGGCGGCGAUGCGGCGAGCGAGGCCUUCUAUUUGCCGCGAGGAGUCAGCAACACGCUACACAUCAGCUCCAGUAACACCGUCAGACAGGUGAUCAUGGCACUGCUGAAAAAGUUCACUGUCGCAGACAACCCGGCCAAAUACGCCUUAUACAAACGCUACCGCCGCGAGGAGCAAGUGUACGUGUGCAAGCUGGCCGAUGGCGAGCAGCCGCUGUUCCUUCGUCUGGUGGCGGGCCCUGACAACGACACGCUGGGCUUUGUCCUGCGAGAACAACAGACUGGAGAAGUCAUGUGGGACGCCUUCUCCGUCCCGGAGCUGCGCAACUUCCUGCGCAUCCUGGACAAAGAGGAGGCGGAGCAGAAGGAGGCCGUGAUUCGCCGCUACGACGCCUACCGCCAGAGACUGAGGGAUGCGCUGAGGGAAGUCCGAGGACCUUCUUAAACCCGCCCCCUUUUUUUUUUUCUCGUACCUCGCCAAGAAUAAAGGCGGAGGCGAACCUUGUAGACUUUGAGGAUUCUACAAGCCAACUUGCUGCUUGAAGACAAAGACUGACGUGCCAAACCAUGAAAGACUAUCAAGUCUGUACAUAUUUUCCUUUUCUUAAUUUAUAUGGGUGAAGCUUCUUAUUCUAUUCAGUCUUAUUUUUAUUUUAUUUUUUUGCUGAAAUCGGACCACACUACCCACAAUCCUCAACGGGGCUUUGAAGAAGGAUAAUGUGAAGGAGGAGACAAAAGUUAAAGGAAGCGAGGGGUUUAGAAGAGAAGGUUGGAUUCAGAGGAGUUUGUUUUGGAAGAAGGAGCUUUUAGGAAGUAGACAAAGGGUGAUGGAGGAAGUAGAAGCAGGACGCGGGGCGGAGAAGGAGAAUAACAUGUUGAUAAAGGCAAGCGCUGACAGCCGCACCUUUUUUUUGUGCGUUUUCACCCUUCGGCCUGCCUUGCUCUGUAUGAAUUAUAAACCAGGACAAGGCGAGGGAGGUCGUAAACAACAAGUGUUUAUUUGAUUGAAGCAAAAAACGUGCUUUCUGGUACAUGCCCUAUGAAACAGCACCACCUUGUGGACAAAUACUGCCACUACUCCUCGCUACAGGUUUAUUUUUGUAUCAGUACUCUGAUUAUUCUCUCCUUGUAACCAAAGAUAGUUUCGUGGUGUUGCCUGGGGCAAAAUGAAGCCACUGGAAGCAAAAUAUAUUAAGUAGAGAUUUAUUUAAAGUGAUUUAUUUGUCUAUGAAACACUGGCUUUAUAUGGACGCAGAGAAGGGUCAAAAUGACGUUUACUGGGCAUUGAUGCAAUUUUUUU